CACUCCUUGGUCCCAGGAUGUUUCAUAAGGUUUGAAGAUCUUGAACAGGUGUUUUGCUACGCGGAUUGUGUCGUUCGGACACCACGGCGUUCUGGACUUUUUUGUAUCGUUGGUGCCUGUCUUGUCACCUUGUCGCCUGAAAAGGCCGUACUAUUUCAGAUCACCAUAACUGACAAGGCACCAAAAUUAGCAAAUAAAAGACCUGUAGCACUUCAUUUUCACGCCCAGGAUCCGCUUGAGAACAUCCCACAUCAGCCUUCUUUUCCUCCACUUUAGACGCAAAUCCAUUUUUAGGUCAUAAUAUUGGGAUCUCCAUCCAUUUUUACACCCUCGGACGAGGGAGAGAGUUUUAGAAAGCGGAAAUCCAUUCAUUGGUCAGUGAUAUAAAUGAGCUUUGAUCACACAAAAUCACAUUCUUUGUUUCAAUCUCGUCUUUCCGGGGUAACAAAUCGUGGGUUGAUGCUUAUGAGAUCUGCCUUUCUCUCGCCCUCAGUCAAGUUGAUUCGGAAAGCUCUUUGAAACUGUCUUUUAGCUGCUGUGUGGGAAAACGAGAAUGGCGUUUACAGGAACUCUGGACAAGUGCAAGGCUUGCGAUAAGACGGUUUACGUGGUCGACAUGUUGUCCAUCGAGGGCAUGCCAUAUCAUAAGACCUGCUUCAGAUGCAGCCAUUGCAAUGGAUAUCUUGUGAUGAGCAACUACUCCUCUAUGGAUGGUGUCCUCUAUUGCAAGACUCACUUCGAGCAACUUUUCAAGGAAUCUGGCAAUUUCAGCAAGAACUUUCAAACAGCCAAGUCUUCUGAGAAGCAACAAGACCUGAACCGGACCCCAAGCAGGUUAUCUUCUUUGUUCUCCGGAACCCUAGACAAAUGCACCACCUGUGGCAAGACAGUUUACCCCUUGGAGAAGGUGACUCUGGAGGGAGAGUGUUUCCACAAGAACUGCUUCCGAUGCGCUCAUGGCGGAUGCCCAUUGACGCACUCGUCUUAUGCUGCUCUUGACGGAGUCCUCUACUGCAAGCACCACUUCGCUCGCCUCUUCAUGGAGAAAGGUACCUACAGCCACGUCCUAGAGGCUGCAGCGCACAAGCGGAAUGCGUCCUCCACGCCCACAUCGCCCCCACCUGAGCCCGAGCCCGCUGAGCCAAAGCCCGAGCCAGAUGAUAAGCCCGCGGAGGAUCAAUCUUAACUAUGACAUCUCAUCUCCCUACCCGGACCUUAUUUCUAUGCAACCAUCUUCAAGAGCCAGCAUUAUGUACUUUGAUUGUAGUGUUUUACAAACUUGUAUGCAUGUUAUCACUAUUUUUUCUUUCUUGUAUUUCCCUAACAACGUUUUUGAAGUCUGAUGACCUGAUAUAACAUGUUUCUUUUUGUUGAUCCGUCAUGAACCGGAACAUAUACCACUUGAUCUCUGAUAUCUGUUUCUAAAACAUUGAUUAAGUGCAGACACUAGUUCAACGAUCUUAAAAA
This is a messenger RNA of Rhodamnia argentea, 1467 nucleotides long. Its product is annotated as LIM domain-containing protein PLIM2b-like. The transcript has 5 exons. Lineage: Eukaryota; Viridiplantae; Streptophyta; Magnoliopsida; Myrtales; Myrtaceae. The coding region runs from base 554 to 1186 and encodes 210 amino acids. Gene Ontology annotation, molecular function: actin filament binding. The record is from RefSeq and is a predicted model, not a curated record. Gene Ontology annotation, cellular component: plasma membrane; actin cytoskeleton. Gene Ontology annotation, biological process: actin filament bundle assembly.